AUGGGCACAGUGGAAGUCAUCUUAUCUUUCUUUGUAGUAGUUUUGAUGAUCGUGUCGUUGCUUUCCAACGUCCUGGUGCUGAUCUGCUUCCUCUGCAGCGCAGAGAUCCGCAAACAGGUUCCUGCGAUGUUUAUCAUCAAUCUGACCCUUAGCAACUUGUUGAUGACGGUGCUAAACAUGCCGUUGACUUUGGUGGGGAUUAUCAGCAAAGAGCAACCCGGAGUCGAUACUGUGUGCCGAAUAGUAGGCUUCCUGGAGACUUUCUUGGUCACGAAUUCCAUGUUGAGCAUGGCUGCUCUCAGUACUGACAGAUGGAUUGCUGUCGUUUUCCCUCUAAGUUACAAUUCCAAAAUGCGCUACAAAGACGCUGCCAUCAUGCUGAGUUACACGUGGUUCCACUCCCUCUGCUUUCCCGUGGUGGCAGUCUGCCUCUCCUGGGUCGGAUACAACCACCUGUACGCCUCCUGCACCCUCAGCCAAACCCGAACUGACGACCAGAUCCAGUUUGUGGUUUUUACUGUAGUUUUUCACACCCUCAGUUUCCUGCUUUCGCUAGUGGUGCUGUGUUUCACCUAUCUGAAAGUGCUGAAAGUGGCGCGAUUUCACUGCAAGAGGAUCGAUGUAAUCACCAUGCAGACUCUAGUCUUACUGGUGGACAUUCAUCCAAGUGUAAGGCAACGCUGCCUGGAAGAGCAGAAGCGACGAAGACAACGAGCAACAAAGAAGAUCAGUACUUUCAUCGGUACCUUUAUACUGUGCUUUGCACCUUAUGUAAUUACAAGGCUGGUGGAGUUAUCUGAGACAAUACCAAUCAAUCCAUACUGGGGAGUUCUUUCCAAAUGUCUGGCUUACAGCAAAGCUGUCUCAGACCCCUUUGUAUACUCUUUGCUGCGACAUCAGUAUAAGAAGACAUGGAUGGACAUUAUCAAUAGGCUACUGAAAAGAAGCUCCUUGAACUCCUCUGCACUAACAGGACACCCUUUGGCCCAUUAAGUCUUUGCUAGCUGCCCAACCAGAUCCGUUACUCCACUUACUUCCCUGGAACAAUUGAAGAUUACAGCAGCAUGAAGUUUCCUGAAGUCUAGUAUUUGAAUAGUGCCUGUGCAACCUUUGCUUUCAGUGAGACAAUAACGUCUACAGUAUGCUUAAUGGAUUUUUCAUUCUAUUGACAUAUUGUUGGGGCAAAACAUAAUGAUCAUUGAUUAUCCAAUAUAGGUGGUUUAACAGAUUUUAUUUGCCACUUAACUUUGAGACUUAAUCAAAUAUCCCUGUUAGUUUUAUUUCAUUAUAUUUCAUGUAUAGCUUUAGAUUUCUUGAUUAAUUAUGACUUUAAAAAACACUUGAAGUUUAUGACAAAGAUGGCUCACGUACAGUAAUGUUUUUGUCUCAUUAUUUGGCCAAUUAGCUAACGCAUCGUCAUAAAAAUUCGACUAUGUUUCUGUUUGUGAAAAGUUUAUGUGCAGUGGCGCAUUUUCCCUUGGCAGAGCUUCUACAGUGGUCGUCCGAGUGAUAUCUGCGGCUUAAUGUGUUUUUUUUUCAGCUAACAGUGCUGAAAAAUGAUCUUGUUCAUAGUGACCAAUGCAUUUGAAAGCCUGUUUGUGACUGCAGCAACAGAAUCUAUUGCUAACAUUGCAAUGCCAGUGUGGCAGUGCAUUCAUCUAAAGGCACGUUGAAACAGUGAACAAACUUUAACUGCCAAGAACCAGGCUGGAAAGUGUUUAACACAAUAUGAUGUAUGUUACAUCUGUGAUGUUAAAAGUGAUUCUGUGUGUAUGCAUAAAGAAAUAUUAGAUACUGUAUUCUAUUUUUCAUA
Messenger RNA from Mobula hypostoma (lesser devil ray), 1813 nucleotides. Its product is annotated as G-protein coupled receptor 26-like. Lineage: Eukaryota; Metazoa; Chordata; Chondrichthyes; Myliobatiformes; Myliobatidae. Gene Ontology annotation, cellular component: membrane. The transcript is spliced from 4 exons. The record is from RefSeq and is a predicted model, not a curated record. Gene Ontology annotation, molecular function: G protein-coupled receptor activity. The coding region runs from base 1 to 993 and encodes 330 amino acids. Gene Ontology annotation, biological process: adenylate cyclase-activating G protein-coupled receptor signaling pathway.